AUGGAGGCCGACAGCGACGGCAUCCUUUGCAAUUGCGCUCUGCCUCGGGAAAAAACCCCUGAAACUAUCUGGAAUUCAAGAAUCUCAAACCUCUCCUGUUGUCUACUCCUUGCUGCCCGUAACUGCUUGCGUCCUAUUGUUUUCUUGGCGGGAUUCGGAGGCAUGUCCACUCAAGUGACACCAUCUAAGAGACCGCAUGACCAAACCCUGACAGAGCUAAGUGGUCGAACAAAGUGGCAGAAAUCAUCUGUUUCCGAUAAUGUGUCACCAGCAGGACCUUCUUCGAGUAGAGUUAUACGUGUACUUUUUUCAGCUUCCAAAGUUGGUGGCAUCAUUGGAAAAGGUGGCAGCACCAUAUCUCAGAUUCGCCAGGAGACUGGAGCAAAAGUUCGUGUUGAGGAAAGUAUUCCUGGGUGUGAUGAGAGGGUUAUUAUCAUAACAGGAUCAGGUAAGGACAAGGAAAGUGUGAGUGAGCAGGUUAAGACUGAAAGCAAAGAGACUGAAAGCCAUGAGAAGUGCGAGGAACCAGAAGAACAUGGGGAAGCUGAUGAAAAGCAGGCUGUUCCUGAUGAUUCUCGAUCAGAGAAUGAAAAGGAUUCUUCUUCUGUUCAGAAAGCUCUGCUAGUUGUGUUUGGUAAAAUGGUUGACAUAUUGUCUGAUAAAAACGAAGGGGACGAGGAAAGUAUUAAUUCAAUAACAUUUGUUGUUAGGCUCCUUGUCUUCUCUGGUCAAGUAGGCAGCCUGCUAGGAAAAGCUGGAAGUGUUAUAAAACAGAUGUCGUCUGAAAGUGGGGCUCAUAUAAGAAUUCUUCCAAAAGACAAGCUGCCUUCCUGUGCAUCUUCAUCUGAUGAACUGGUUCAGAUCUCUGGCAAACGUGAUGCUGUUAGGAAAGCUCUUCUUUGUGUUUCCGAGCAGCUUCUUGAGAAAUCUCCUCGCAAUCAGGAUUCCUUUUCUGCCCAUGUUGGUGGCCCACCAUCUCAUUCCUUUGGUCCUCCUUCAAGACGGGAUAGAUUCCCGCCACCUAAUCGACCUUUCCAUGGACAGGGACCACCUUUUUCGGCUGGGUUUCAUGAUUUUGAGCCUGGCAUGCCUGGUGGUCCUGUGAAUUUUCCUCCUGAAGUCCUAACUUUCCGGUUAUUGUGUAGUGAGGAGAAGGUGGGUGGUGUAAUUGGAAAAGGAGGCUCUGUAGUCAAAGCGCUUCAAAAUGAAACUGGUUGUGAGAUCAAAGUCCAAGAUGGUGAAGGAGAUUCAGAGGAUCGCAUUAUUAUCAUAUCAGGCCCAGCUUAUCCAGAUGAUGGCAUAUCGGCCCCACAAGAUGCAGUGCUUCGGGUGCAAUCCAGAAUAUUUAGGGCUGCACCAGAGAGCAAGGAUAAAAAUAUGACUGCAAAACUCCUUGUGUCCUCUCAUCAGAUUGGUUGCCUCCUUGGAAAGGGUGGUUCAGUCAUUGCCGAAAUGAGGAAGUCGACUAGAGCUUAUAUCCGAAUUCUGGGUAAAGAUCAGGUUCCAAAGAUCGCUUCCGAGAAUGAGGAAGUAGUUCAGGUAAAUGGAGAACUUGAGGUAGUUCAAGAGGCUCUCUUGCAGAUAACAUCAAGGCUCAAAAGUCAUUUCUUCCGUGACUUAUUUCCGCCUUUCGGUCAACAUUCUGACCCGGCAUUUCUAGAUCAAGGCCCACCUGGCCCAUUUCCCUCUUACAUGGGAAAGAGGGAAUUUUCACCUACUAGAGCUUUUCCUGAUCGAGGCCCACCAUUUAACAAGUUUGAAGGUCCUGGUGGCCUGCCUUUCCAUCCACAUGCGGACCAUGUACCUUUCGGACACGAUUUUCCUAGAUCCAGGAUCCCUCCACACAUGUCUGAAAGAGCUGUAGAACCGUGGGGCCCUCAGGGACCAAUAGAAGGGGCAGGUCCAAUGGGAUUCCCAGAUUAUCCAGGAGCACCUCAUAGAAGAUUUGGUGGAUUUCCCGGAGGACAUCAGCCUGCUGUUAUCACUAACACUGCUGUGGAAGUAGUUGUUCCUCGAUUCGUUGUUCCUGCAAUUUACGGAGAGGAUGGUGGCUGUUUGAGACAAAUUCGUGAGAUAUCGGAUGCAAAUGUCACCAUCAUGGACCCAAAACCUGGAGCGGAAGAAACCUUAAUCAAAAUCUCUGGGACGCCCGAGCAGACGAAUGCUGCCCAAAGUCUUAUUCAAGCAUUUGUAAUUAGCGAGACCGAGACAUCUUAG
This is a messenger RNA of Striga hermonthica, 2217 nucleotides long. The record is from the annotation of a GenBank genome assembly. Lineage: Eukaryota; Viridiplantae; Streptophyta; Magnoliopsida; Lamiales; Orobanchaceae.